CAGAUGCAAAUGGCAACGAAAUUAAAGACUGUGCAGAUCCUGGCCUUCUAAUAAAGCGGAGUACAAUGUCUCGACUUGCUUCAGAUGUGGUUGAGGAUGCAUUAAUGAGUGAAGAAGGAUGUGAGCUACUGUCAGAGACUCUAAAAAGUUUGCAGGUGAAGUUAAAGUUGCUGAAGGAUGGACUAAGUAAUAACGAAGUUGGAGGGUCCAGCUCUCAAACACAAUAUAUGAAAGACCCUAAGAGAGUGAGGUGCAAAGGAAGGUCGAAAGGAGUAACGGGAGCAAAGGAAAAGGCAAUGAAGCGAGGGAUUAGACACUGUCGGGAGUGUGGACACAUUGGUCAUGAUAGAAGACAAUGCCCAGCCUUGAACACACCGACAUCACCGUCGAACAAUGACGAAUCAACUCCAAUACAUCGUAGUGACCCAUUAUUCGACGAUUUUGACAGGAUGCACGGACCAACUAAAUGAUUUAUAUUUGUAUUAGACGAAAUGUGGUUGUUAUGAAGAUUAAUGAUCAGGUGAAGUUUUAUAGAUUCAGUUUUUGAAUAUUAUUGUGUUUUUGUUCAUGUCCACCGAUGAGCUCUUACUAUGUCCACUGGUAAUUGAAAUGAAAAUUUCCUUGGUUUC
Molecule: messenger RNA, 629 nt
Organism: Prunus persica (peach)
Lineage: Eukaryota; Viridiplantae; Streptophyta; Magnoliopsida; Rosales; Rosaceae
Exons: 2
Coding region: 66-470 (134 amino acids)
Molecular function (GO): zinc ion binding; nucleic acid binding
Source: RefSeq, a predicted model, not a curated record